CGCGGCGCAGGCGCAGCGGGGCGCGCGGCGGCUGUAACCGCAGGGGAAGCGGGAGGAGCUGGUGCUGCCGCCAUGGCGGACGGCGAGGGCUUGGUGUCCGUGGACUACGAGGUGCACGGCAAGGUGCAGGGCGUCUUCUUCCGCAAGUACACCCAGGGGGAGGCUAAGAGACUGGGGCUUGUUGGCUGGGUCCAAAAUACCAGCCACGGCACUGUUCAAGGGCAAAUCCAGGGUCCGACUGCCAGGGUGCAGGAGCUGCAGGAAUGGCUCAGGAAGAUAGGAAGUCCCCAGUCCCGUAUCAGCCGAGCGGAGUUCAGCAAUGAGAAGAAGAUCAAGGCUCUGGAGCACAAGGAAUUCCAGAUUUUGAAGUGACUUUGUCCAGGAAGAAGCAAAGUCUGGAGUGUGAGCUGCUCUCACGGAUCAUUUCCCCUCUUCCUCACUCAUUCAGUCAGCCAAUGUUCAGCUCUAGAGAAUUUUAUUUUAUUAGAUUUCUAAUUUAUUGUUUUGCUGCACUGUUACUUUGAUGCUCAGAUUUUCACAGAAUUCCAGUGGGUAGAGGAAGAGCUCUGUUAAAGGGGUUGUUCAGGGCCAGAACUUCUGGUUCCAAGUGUGUAUGGUUCGGGGAGUUGUACGUAAGAUAAAUCUGAAAUUUGUAGAGUGUGGUACUCAGGUGAAGGAAAUCACAGGGUCAAUGCCGACAGAAAACAUCGCUAAAAUCAUUAUUUCUGUACACUAAAUUACUCAGAAACAAUUUAUUUUAUUCCAGAACUGACUAUUUUCUGUAGAAUAAAAUUGCUUGGUUUCCGCCU
Messenger RNA from Pseudopodoces humilis (Tibetan ground-tit), 809 nucleotides. RefSeq names its product acylphosphatase 1 (gene ACYP1). Gene Ontology annotation, molecular function: acylphosphatase activity. NCBI's taxonomy places the organism in Eukaryota, Metazoa, Chordata, Aves, Passeriformes, Paridae. The record is from RefSeq and is a predicted model, not a curated record.